Messenger RNA from Astyanax mexicanus (Mexican tetra), 2815 nucleotides. It is a transcript of the gene rac3b, whose product is annotated as Rac family small GTPase 3b. Lineage: Eukaryota; Metazoa; Chordata; Actinopteri; Characiformes; Acestrorhamphidae. The record is from RefSeq and is a predicted model, not a curated record. Gene Ontology annotation, biological process: small GTPase-mediated signal transduction; regulation of actin cytoskeleton organization; regulation of cell shape. Gene Ontology annotation, molecular function: protein kinase binding; GTP binding; GTPase activity. Bases 135 to 713 code for a protein of 192 amino acids. The transcript has 6 exons. Gene Ontology annotation, cellular component: plasma membrane; cell projection; cytoplasmic vesicle.
GCCGAAGAGCCGAAUCGGCGGCGGAGGGCUGGAACCGUGUGUGUGAUAUUUUCAGCUCCCCAUCACAAACUGGAAUUGCUAAAUACACUAAAACUGCGAGAUUUAGACACACACCGGCGAAGCUACGCUUACAAAUGCAAGCUAUUAAAUGCGUGGUGGUGGGAGACGGGGCUGUGGGUAAGACCUGUCUACUAAUCAGCUACACCACCAAUGCCUUCCCCGGCGAGUACAUACCCACAGUAUUCGAUAACUACUCCGCCAAUGUUAUGGUGGAUGGGAAACCGGUCAACCUGGGCCUGUGGGACACAGCAGGACAGGAAGACUACGACCGCCUUCGCCCUCUCUCAUAUCCACAGACGGACGUGUUCUUAAUAUGCUUCUCCUUAGUGAGCCCUGCAUCCUUUGAGAAUGUCCGUGCAAAGUGGUAUCCAGAGGUGAGACAUCACUGCCCCAACACGCCAAUCAUCCUGGUGGGCACCAAGCUGGACCUGCGUGACGACAAGGACACCAUCGAGAGGCUGCGGGACAAAAAGCUCUCGCCCAUCACUUACCCACAGGGCCUGGCCAUGGCCCGAGAGAUCGGUGCUGUGAAGUAUCUGGAAUGCUCAGCUCUGACCCAGCGUGGCCUGAAGACCGUGUUUGAUGAGGCUAUCCGGGCCGUCCUCUGCCCCCCGCCUGUUAAGAAGCGAGGAAAGAGGUGCACCCUGUUCUGAACGCUGGGACGACCUGGAGGAAGGUCCCAGCAGCUUCCUGCCCCACCCCAACACACACACACACACACACACAUUGCUCAACACUACAGCGGUAGGAUUCUCCACUGAGAGAGUCCUACACCAAACACUACGUCCGUCAGGCUCUGAGACAGACGCCUCAGUUUCCCGAGGUUUUUUUCCAUGUGGAGAGUUAAUACAUGUGUGUGAGAAAGUGUAUAUAUAUGUGUGUGUGUGUGUGUUUACUCGAGUCGUUGGCAUGGUUUGAGCCGAGGGGUGUUGUUUGGUCAGAAACAUUGUGGUAGGUGGCUUUUUUAAGUCCGUGCUUGUUUUCCCUUUCACACCACGACACGACGUCCCUUUCACUAUGUUUUCUGGUGAUCACAGUGUGUGUGUGUGUGUGUGUGUGUGUGUGUGUGUGUUGACGUGCUUGUGAGAAGAACAGUGGCGUGGGCUACUGGACUGGCUACAUGUUUAGAUGGUUGCAUAGAACGCUCACAUGUCCUUGAUAUCGGUUCUGCUCCUGUUGGCUCUAGAACAAACCACAGGUUUGUAAUGUUGAUGAUGGUAAAAUAGUGGCAAAUCUGAUCAAAUGCGUUUUCUGUUGGGACUAUAUACAGUAUUCAGGAAUAGUUUUAGGCACCUGUGGGAAUUUCAGUAAAGAAAAAGUGCAGUUCUUAUCUGGUCAGUAAGUGUUUAUUAGCUCAGUAAAACACUACAUUCUGCGUUACAAUAAAAUAAAUAGAAACUGCAAUUUUACAAAAAGCAGAAAAGACUUUUACAGCCCUGUUUUCUUUCAUUAAAAAACAUUCCUAACAUCUCCUAAUCUCUCCUCCUCAUCUGAGUUUAAUAGAGUUUAAUUUCUAGUUCUCAUCAUAUUAAUCAACACCUGGUUUGGUAAAUUACUGGUAAAUGUGGUAAAUCAGGUGAGCUGCUGAUGGAACUGAACAUAUUAUUCACAUGCUGGCUGAGGGAAAUCAUCCAGGAGAAAUCUGAAAUCUCUACACUUUGUUCUUCAGCUCGACUCACAGGAUUGAACAUACUUAGUUAAAAAUGAGAAUUCUUUGUUACGUUUUACUGUAUUUAUGUUUAUUUGCGUCUGUUCAAAUCAUAUGUGGUGCUUUUUCAGGUAAAAACACUCGUAUUGCUGAGAUGGAUUAAAUGGAUUAGUGUAAUUAACUUUGGUGCCUAAAACUUUUGCACAGUGCUGUGUGUAUAUAUAUAUAUAUAUAUAUAUAUAUAUAUAUAUAUAUAUAUAUAUAUAUAUAUAUAUAUAUAUAUAUAUAUAUAUAUAUAUUGCCGCACAACACCUGCAUGCAUCCUUUUAGCAUUUUAAUGAUGUGCAAUUUUUAAAACAUCUUGUCAGGCAUCAGGCAGUGUAUUUAUAACCAGAAUUCUUUGGUGAAUUAACUUUCUGUGAGGGAGCUUUUAGAGUUUGUAGAGUUCUGACCUGGUAAGUUUCUCUAGAACAGAGUAUUUUAUACCAAACCCACUCUGAAUUCACAUACUAAUCAUUUAAUUAAGAUAAAGUUUUCGAAAUUUAGUUCAAUUUCCCUUCAGUCAGGCAAGUGUUUGAUAGAUGGAUAGUUGGAUGAUAUGCUUUUUUUUUUUUUUAGAUAAGAGAAUUAAACAGGAUGUCAUCUGGUUAUGCUGGGAAGUUGAUCCACAGGAAAAUAUAUAAUCCAGAGUAAAUAUAUUCCAGCAAAACUAGAUCUAAAUACAAUCUGUGUAAUCUAUGUAAGACGCUUUCCUGCCCCCAAAAUUGGGUCCACUUUGGAAUACACUCCACUUGUUUGUGUUUUGUGUGGACGUGAGCAUUUGCUCUGUGUCUGUGUGAGUGUGUGUGAGGGAGAGAGAGAAAGAGAGAGGACAAAAAGAGAGCUUUUAUGUUUGUGUGUGUGUGUGUGGUCACUAGCAGUGUCCUCCUGCACAGGUGCUACAGCGUAACUACAGUGUUUCUGGAGCUGGAGGAGAGGAAUGAUGUUCACAGCUGCCAAAAGACAUUUCCGUGAAUGAGUGAAAGUGAAAGUGGAAUAUAUAAAACACUGUUUUAGAUGAGAAAUGCAUUCAUUAAUAAAUCUACUCAUGUCUUACUGACCUUCUUA